CCGCCAAACCCAAUUCCAGCGGCCCGUGGAUCGGUCAACACGCGACCCGCGAACCAAAUGCGCCCAUGAGAACAAUAAAUUAAAAAGAAAAAAAGAAAAGAAAAGGGAACAGACAGACAGACCACCUUUUCCCUCCGUUGGAUCCAAACUCCCCGCCAGCCACUGAAUCCGCCUUCCCCUCUCCCCUUCUUGCACCCGUCAGAGAGAGAGAGAGAGUGAGAGAGAGAGAGAGAGAUUAUAAUAAUAAACGAGAGGCUGUCUUUGAGACCAGUCCACAUUCAAUUUUCGUUCCAAUAAAAGGAAGGAAGAGAUACAUUCUUCUCUCCAGACUCGUCUCUCUGCCCUGUUUUUGUUAUCCUUUAAGCUUCGUACCGUAGCAGAAGGGUUUAGGGGGGAAAGCUCUAUUCAAUGGCGAGCUGGGUUCUAUCAGCAAGCGGCUUAAAGCCUCUGCCCUCAGCCUUCCCCAGGCCCGGAGUCGGAGCCGUCUACCGAGACAGCCUCUCCAAGCUGAGAUUUCUGAGGCCCGCUGCCACCGGCUCGGAUCUGAACAUUAGAUUCUCUUCUACCCGUUCUUCUUCGAGGAAGAGAGCGAGUGUGCCCUUUCAAGUUGCUUCAGUGGAAGAAGAAGAAGAACCCAAUUUCAACGAUGCGAUUGGAGAAGCAGAGCCGCCGGCAGGUUUCGACCCAGGAGCGCCGCCGCCCUUCAAUUUGGCCGAUAUUCGAGCCGCCAUACCCAAGCAUUGCUGGGUUAAGGAUCCGUGGAAGUCGAUGAGUUACGUAGCCAGGGAUGUCGCCGUGGUUUUUGGAUUGGCUGCCGCCGCGGCUUAUCUCAACAAUUGGAUUGUUUGGCCCCUGUAUUGGGCUGCUCAGGGGACCAUGUUUUGGGCUCUUUUUGUUCUUGGUCAUGACUGCGGCCAUGGUAGCUUUUCAAGCAAUCAUAAGCUCAACAGUGUGGCUGGACACAUUCUUCAUUCUUCAAUUCUAGUGCCUUAUCAUGGAUGGAGAAUCAGCCAUAGGACUCACCAUCAAAACCAUGGCCACGUUGAGAACGACGAAUCAUGGCAUCCUUUGUCUGAAAAGAUAUUCCGGCAAUUGGAUUCUGCAACUCGAACUCUGAGGUUCACAUUGCCUUUCCCCAUGCUUGCAUAUCCUUUCUAUCUGUGGAGUAGAAGCCCUGGAAAGUCAGGCUCUCACUUCGACCCAAACAGUGAUUUGUUCGUGGCGAGCGAGCGGAAAGAUGUGAUCACUUCAACCGUGUGUUGGACGGCCAUGGCUGCGUUGCUUGUGGGAUUGUCAUUUGUAAUGGGUCCUAUGCAAAUGCUUAAGCUCUACGGAAUUCCUUAUUGGGGCUUUGUUAUGUGGCUGGAUUUUGUAACUUACUUGCAUCACCACGGCCAUGAUGACAAGCUUCCUUGGUACCGUGGCAAGGAAUGGAGUUACUUGAGGGGAGGAUUAACCACGCUUGAUAGAGACUAUGGAUGGAUCAAUAACAUCCACCACGAUAUUGGAACCCAUGUUAUUCACCAUCUCUUCCCACAAAUCCCCCACUACCACUUGAUCGAAGCAACGGAAGCUGCUAAGCCGGUGCUCGGGAAGUACUACCGGGAACCUGAAAAAUCAUGGCCACUUCCCUUUCACCUCAUCGGAAACUUGAUAAAGAGCUUGAAGAAAGACCAUUAUGUUAGUGACACGGGUGAUGUUGUUUACUAUCAAACUGAUCCCAAUCUCCAAUGACCUAUCGUAAUCACCAUCACCAGAGUAACUAAUCAUGCGUUCUUCCAAUGAGCGAAAGUAUGGCUAUCAAUGGGGAAAAAAGGAAGCUUUAGCUUUUGGUUGUCCUUGGCUAACUGAGAGAAACUCCUUGGUUGUACUUCUGUCAUUGCAAUUGGCAAGACAGACGCUCCAAAUUGUACUGUCACAAGUAGAAUUUGGAGCGGCCAGUUGUAUUCUUUAGAAAUUAGAAGAAGAGAAAAUGUGUUUCUGUACUAUGGGAAAUCAAAAGGGUAUAAGAAAUGUGUAAAAUUUUGGGUGGGAAGUUAAGUAAUAGUUUCAAUUCAAUGAUUAAAUCCUGUGGAGCCAUACGAUUCUCCACUAUAUUUGUUUCUCUUUCUCCUUUAUAACUUUAUAAUCCAUACAUCAUGUCUUGUGUGAACAAAAACCAUCAAGUUGGGAUUCUUUGCUCAACUGGAGAUAUGAUUGAUGGGCCACCACUUCCACUAGUACUACAGAAGGCGUUGUCUCGUGCUUUUAAAAGUUGUGAUUGAGAAAUGACCAAACUCAUUGAGAAAAAAGCACCUCUUUCAUAGUAAAAGUUGACCUUUGGG
This is a messenger RNA of Linum trigynum, 2324 nucleotides long. The record is from the annotation of a GenBank genome assembly. NCBI's taxonomy places the organism in Eukaryota, Viridiplantae, Streptophyta, Magnoliopsida, Malpighiales, Linaceae.